AUGGCCGUGGCAAUGAACAAUAGCGACAAAUACUGCGCCGGUUGUGGGACGCGUUUGGUCGUGCGGGACCACGAAGGACGCAAUCUGCCCGUGUGCCCGACGUGCGGGCGGGUGGUUUACUACGAUCCGAAACUGGCGGCCGCGUGCGUCAUCGAGCGGGACGGGCAGACGCUGAUGGUCAGACGGGCGGUGCAAACGGGCUACGGCCUGUGGAGCAUGCCGGGAGGUUAUGUCGACCGGGGCGAACCGGUAGAGACGGCAGCGGCGAGGGAAGUAGUGGAGGAGACGGGCCUGCUGGUGCAGGUGCAGGAACUGAUCGGGUUGUUUUCGGAUGCCGGCAAUCCGGUGGUGGUCGCCGCGUACUCGGCGACGGAGGUUGGGGGCGUGCUCGCGCCCGGACCCGAAUCGCUUGACGUGGGGUUUUUCCCGAUUGAUGGAUUGCCGCCCCUGGCGUUCCCACGGGACGAACAGAUCAUCAGGCGAUGGCAACGGAUUCGAGACCACCAACCCUGA
This is a messenger RNA of Geodia barretti, 513 nucleotides long. The record is from the annotation of a GenBank genome assembly. NCBI's taxonomy places the organism in Eukaryota, Metazoa, Porifera, Demospongiae, Tetractinellida, Geodiidae.